Ceutorhynchus assimilis (cabbage seed weevil) is the source of this 950-nucleotide messenger RNA. The record is from the annotation of a GenBank genome assembly. Lineage: Eukaryota; Metazoa; Arthropoda; Insecta; Coleoptera; Curculionidae.
UGGAUAUAAAGGCCUGGCUUAUUUGGUAGCUUUAUUAGUUCAUUAAAGUAAAUCGCUUUGAAGAUACGAAUUAUUUUAGUUCAAGUAAGAUGUCGUGCUCUCUGUCAUUAAAAACAUUUGUUGGUAAAGUGGCUAUAGUUACUGGUACUUCUGCAGGAAUUGGUAAAGCUAUCGCUGAAACUUUGGUUAAACACGGUGUUAUAGUGGCAGGUCUAGCCAGAAGAGUAGAACGCGUGGAAGAACAUUCCAAACAACUCGGGAAUGAAAGUGGUAAAUUACACGCCUUCAGAUGUGACAUUACCAAUCAAGAAGAAAUAAUAUCGACCGUCAAGGAAAUUACAGAAAAACUGGGACCAAUAGAUAUUUUAGUUAACAACGCUGGAUUGGCUCGCGCUACCAACAUAAUAGAUGGUGACGUAGAAAAAUGGAAGUCAGUUUUGGAUACAAACUUGCUUGCUGUUGCCAUAUUCAUCAAAGAAGUUAUUGCCAACAUGAAGCUACACAAAACCAAAGGUCACAUCAUUAACAUAAACAGUAUUCUCGGUCAUUGGGUUGUAGAUAUGCCUUUGAUAAAUAUUUAUCCGGCUAGUAAGCACGCCAUCACAGCCUUAACGGAAACAGUAAGGCUAGAAAUCAAUCGAGAAAAACUGCCCAUUAAAAUUACUAGUUUAAGUCCUGGAUAUGUAAAAACAGAAAUAAUAGCGUCAGAAGAGUUUGCAAAAGAAGCUAUUCCUCAGAGUGUCGAAAUACAUAAAGGAUUAGAAAGUCAGGAUAUUGCUGACGCUGCCUUGUAUAUUUUGUCUACUCCUGAUCAUGUGAAUGUUAAUGAAUUAACUGUCGUUGUUCAGGGAAGACCAUAUUAAUUUUAUUUAGGAAAAAAUAAGUGUUUAUUGAAAGGUUUUUUUUUUUUUUAAUUGAAUAAUAAAGAUACUACUUAGAUACCAUAUUAA